AUGGUUCCGCCAUGCCUUUCCUUUCCUACCCUCACGUUCUCGGGGAUCGGCGCGCCGACCGUCGAAGAUUUCAUUGCCGCUCUCGAAGGCCAGCUCUCCGCGAGCGACGCUCCCCUGCUUCCCGGCCAAAUCAGUGGGCGAUUGACCAGCCGCGCUCUAUUGUGGUACACGGAGACGAUCUGCGGCCACCACUUCCGCCUCACCGACGACGGGUACCGAGACCUGCGCUCACGACUGCUGGCCGAGUUCUCGCUGAGGGAGCGCAACCCGCAGCGCAUCUUCCGCACGUUGACUCAGGGCUACCUCUCGGUCGAAGAAUAUGCGACAGAGUGGAGGACGCUGGCCGGCCAUCUGGGCGAGGAUGUCGAGAGCUACUUGAACCGUACAUGGUGGGCUUACGGACUCCGGAGUGAACUGCGCGAUAUCGCUCUCGCGGCCAUGCACAUAUCGACUUUUGGAGAGCUAGCGGGUGAAGUACAUCGCGCUGAACGGCUACUCUGUCCACGAACUUCGCAGCAGUGCAGAGAAGUUCAGCAAGCAUGCUCCUGCAGCCAAGGCGAGAGCGACUGGGACGAGGAUAGCACCUGGGAGAUGGAGACCACUGGAUCGACAGAAGAGACGAAAGUAGCCGAGGAUAUCCAGCGAACGAAUGGCGAUACCGCAGGGCUUGGAGGGUCAACCGAUGCGGAACUGGUGAAACUGUUCGGAGAGCUCCUGAGAGCCCGUCUGCUUAGUCCAUAG
Trichosporon asahii var. asahii CBS 2479 is the source of this 741-nucleotide messenger RNA. RefSeq lists its product as uncharacterized. The record is from RefSeq and is a predicted model, not a curated record. The transcript has a single exon. The coding region runs from base 1 to 741 and encodes 246 amino acids. Lineage: Eukaryota; Fungi; Basidiomycota; Tremellomycetes; Trichosporonales; Trichosporonaceae.